AUGAAAAAGAACGAUCAUAAAAAUAAGACCAAUAAUAACAAAAAUAAAAAUAAGGUGAGUUGGCAAAGUUUUCUUGAGAAAUCGGAAUACUUUUAUAAAACAUUUUGCAGCCAAAUGCUCAGCUAACUGCUCGAAACUCGAAAGCAAGUUUAACUGACGAGAAAAAUUCGACAACAGGCGGAAAAGACAUCAAAACAAUCGGAUCAGGCCGAAAAAAAGGGGGUCUCAUAACACCAACAGGUUCAAGAAAAUGCCUUGCCAAAUCGAGAUAUGUUGAAGGGGAAGAAAUCGAAGGUGUUACAAAUUAUAAAAUCACGGCAUGUAUCACACAAACAUCGAGACCUUUGGCACCUGAUGUUUAUGCUGUAAAAGAUUCGGAAGAGGAAGAAAAUCGCAUGAAAAUCUGCAAUUUGGAAUUGGGAAUAUUGAAAAAAGAGGCAGCUCUUCUCAAAAAACUUGGCAAAUUACCAGGAACUCCAUCAUUUCUCACUUUAAUCGAUUAUGGAACAAUAUUACUGUUCGUUUUUCAGCGAAGGAAACGCGCUCCAACUACAUACCGUAGUUUGCUUUUUUUGCCGACCCAAUUUUUUUCAUUUUUUUCCGUUUUUUCUUGUUUUUUCCUCUUUUUCCCCAAAAAAGAAGCAAUUUUGUAGUUUUUCUGCUUUCAGAAGUUGUCAAAACUCGAAUUAUACUUAUCUUCCAAGUUUGCCCGAACAAAAUGGUUUUUGGUAGCGAUUUAUGGAUUUUUUUCGAUGGAAUUCGAUGUUUCGAUCGAAAAAGUGUUAUAAAAUCGAUUUUUGGAGUGUUUUGUAGUCGCAGUUCAAUUCAAAUCGAAGGUUAGUUGUUUAGUUAUGUAUUUUCUAUGACAAUGAUGCAAUUUUCAGGUUGUUGA
Messenger RNA from Caenorhabditis angaria, 892 nucleotides. Lineage: Eukaryota; Metazoa; Nematoda; Chromadorea; Rhabditida; Rhabditidae. The record is from the annotation of a GenBank genome assembly.